UUCUAUUCGCUACUGUAAGUUAGCUCGGUUGGCCUCGCCUAACCGCGCGUGCAGUCAGUCGUCUCACCUCUCAGUUGGCCUUUAUCGGGACUCACCGCGUCCCUCGAAUCCCCUCUUUUUCCAACAUUUACCUGUCUCUCCCACCCUGGAGUGGGAUAUGUCCCACUCUUACUCUUUCUUGAGCGAGUCGACUGGUCGCGCGAGUAUAGAGUAGUAUAGUUCCUCCACAGGAUUCGUGCGAUUCCGUUGCUUCUCGUUCCUCUUCUUCCCUCUCUUUCGCCAUUUGGAUGGACUCGCGUGCGCGCCUGCGCCAGGGACAAAGAAUAUGUCAGCAACAGCAGCAACAGCAUCAGCAACAUCAAGAGCAUCAACAACGGUGUUCCAGGCGAGACUUUGGAAGAAGAAAUAAAAACGAAACUAGAGACAGAGAUAAAGAUAAUUCGAGAACUAGAUAAAUAUUAUUAGUUCUAAGUGCGUUACGUGCGAGACAAAAUAUAAAAGAAAAAGAAUUCGUUCGUCUGGUUCUCUCUCUCUCUCUCUCUCUCUCUCUCUCUUUUUAACAUUCAAAGAAUUCUCGAGGAAGUUCGGCUCUCUUCGAGGACAUUCGUGUUUCGUUGGGUAAACUGACCGGCGUCCUAUCUUUCAUAUACACAUACACGCGCGCGCGCACGCACACACGCAUACAUAUAGCCAGGUUUUAUUAGUGCUCGAGGCCGAAGGAGACGAGUCCGCGCGACGAAUGUGCCGAGGACGAGUACCGAGGACGAGUGCCGACGGCAGAAUGUCGUGUCGCUUCGAAAUCGGAUGAAAUUCGAUCGAUGCGCGCGACAGGCUCGCAUUAUUUUCAUCGAUCUAUUUUCAAAUUUGAUUUACAAUCGAAGGAAGCAAAAAUUGUGCGAGAUCGUAUUCUUUUCCUUCGAAACUUGAAGACAUCAAGAUGGAAACCGAAGUUCGAACCUUAAAAGAAGAGUUAGCUCAUACUCAAGAAACUUUAAAAGCUGCGACGAAAAGAUGUCGAGAUUUGGUGAGAGAAUUGGACAAUCGUACAGCAAGUUACGAAUCGGAAAGGACAUUAAGGGAUCAACAGUUAUCACGGAUUCUCCGUGCUCUAUUGAUCUUGGAAGCCCGAUUAAAGCAAGAACAAAAGUCGAUUAGACAGGUAUUAUGUGAAAAGGACAACGUUAUUAGGAAUCAACAGUUGGAGAUCGCUAGGUUAAGACGUUACACCAAAAAUUAUAUCAAAUCCAAACGUGAGCAGAUAUUAGGAAGAUCAACGGCGAUUAAAGUCAACUUUGGUCCUAACGUUGAUAAGAAUUCUUCGUUGGAGAAGAAUGAAAAACUCGAGAAUGAAAUCGAUUCGAGACAAGACGACGAUGAUCUCAGUAAAGAGAUCGAGAAUCUCAAGUGUGAAAUCAUCACGAAGCUCGAUUCUUCCGAGGUAAUACCAGUCGCUUUGGAAAACUUGGAUCGUAGGAUCAAGAAGACUUACAGUUUUACGGGUAGCGACGUCUCCAAAACGAGUUUAACGAGUAGCGAAAAUACCGAUGCAUCUAUCGUUACUACCACAACAGAGGGUAGCCCUUCGUUGAUCAGUACGGAAGGAUUUUGCGAGGGGGAAAGUACGGAUGUAUCUCCAGGUUCGACUUUGAACAAGUCGAAUAGGUGUACACCAACAACGGUAACGGAUAGCGAAAAUGAGACUACUAUGAUAUUCGAUGAAGAUAAGAACGAUUUGGAUGAUGAUAAGGCAGAAGAUGAGGAUGACGAAUAUAACGAAAAUAUAAGUGACGAUAACGAAGGAGAAAUGUUGUUGAUGGUCGGUGACGUUGCCUUUAAUUCAACGAAGAAGAAAGCUUCAAUGGGUAGAUCGAAAUCGGUAAAAAGUUCGAUUAAGGACUCGUCGUUAGUGUGUACAAAUAUAAUAAGAACGGAAAGCAAGGACGAUGGUAUGGAUUGUAAUUUUGUUUCGGAGGACGAAGAAAAGGAACAGGAACCGAUAUACGUUAAUUCGUGCAAUGAGAACAAUAUGAAAAAUUUGGAACAUUCGAAUGGGAUAGUCGUGCCCGAAACUUGUCAGGAUUAUACUAAUAAUAAUAACGAUACUUCGAUCGAAGUCGAGACAACGGAUGAACAGAAUACAGAAGAGACCAGUGGGAAUUGGUAUAGCGAUCCUGACGAAGAUAAAAAUAACGACGACGUUUUUAGGCAUACUUCGUAUCGGCCGAACAGUAAUCAUAAUUCCGUCCUUGAAUGUGUCAAUCAAAUUCUUUUGAGGGAUAUGGAAGACGAAGAUCGCGUUCUUUCGGUACCGAGGAGAUUUAAACACCGAGGUAGGACAGUGAGAUUUCAACCAGCCAGAUUGUCUGAUAUCGAGUCGGUUGGUUCGGAAAUGGAAAGGAAAAAUUCUGAAGAAGGAUUGAUGGAAAAGGAAACUCUCAGUGGUGAUUUCAGUGAUCAAAGAUCGAUGAACAAUGCCAGUUUCGAGGCAACAACUUCCGAGGACGAAUAUGGCAUGAGAAUAGCUCAUCCUGUUGAUCCCAACGAAGUAGUGGGCUCUACCGUAGAAUCUGUUCUCGUGGAUGAUUCUGAAGAGCCAAAAGUUAUACCGAUCGUAAUCAUAGAACCAAAGGUCGAGCCAGACGAAGCUACAACAAAUCAAAAUCUUGUCUCCUCGACGCAAAAGCCAAAAAUACCGAUUCAAUCGGUGAGCCCACCUCUUAGAAUGGAAAGAAUCGAGGAGAAAACUUGUUUGCAGAUGUCGACGAAACGUUUGACCAUAGCUAAAAAUCUUGACUACGAGGACAUCGAGUCGUUACCAGAAGUUAUGUUGCCAACGCCUAAAACUCCACCAGCGUUACCGCCUAAGCCACAAUUUCGAAAUAAUACUUUGAUAUUGAAGAAAAUACCGAGCCCGUCUUUUUUGAUAGACGAAACUAGGAAAAAAUUGUCAGAGGUCAGUUCCGCCGGACAUGGGAAAAAGAUAUUUGCUCUUAUCGGUUCGCCGAUCGAAUCUUCAUCGAUCACCAAGUCGUCUGUUAAAAAUUUAAACUUUGACGAAGCGUCUACGAAAAAUGUGGGAAACAACGAGGAUGGUAAUUUUUGGAAAAACAGAUUCAACAACGUUAGAUCGUCCUUUCAAGCUCGUCAUUCCAACGAGAAGAAUGUAGUCCAUCGAUCGCGUAAAAUUCCAAGGGUUACGAACAUAGUGCGACACUUUGAGGAAUUUAAAAUUGGCGGAGAAAAUGAGGAACGAUCUAAGGAACGUAGUAAACCGAAGGAGAGAUACGUUCGUGCGGAAUUCGGCCAAGAAUUCGACAUAAGGCAAAACUUUGAGGAAUUUAACCUUGACGAAUGCGAUCUUUCGGAUGAUCCAAAUCGGCCGGAAGCCGAUGGAUCCGAACGGCUCGGUAAUAAUCAUCUCGUAGUUGCUGUUAGUCAAAAUGAAACUAAUAACUCGCUGACCAAAGACAAUAAUAAUCAUGUUACGACUGCUACCAGUAAUCCGAAUACUGGUUACGAUAAUUUCUUGGAGGCAACGGGUCUGAGCAACAAAUCCAUAUUAACACCCUCGAGAUUAUUAAGCAAUCAUAAGAGUAUGCUCAAGCCUAAAGACGUUAAAUAUAAGAAUAAGAUCAAAGCAACGGCAAUUUUAGAAAAACACAAUGCCUCAACAUCUAACACGACAGCAACGACGCACGUAAGACAUUGGACCGGUCCGUUCGUCUGAUGAUAAAUUAAACGCUUUUAUAAAAGCCAUACUAUUCACAACUAACAUAAGACAAGAAUAUCUUAAAUUAUUCUAGAUUUUUCAAAUAUCGAUCCCGUUGCAAAGCUAUUAAAUAUGCUUGCAGAUUUGUUUGUGUAUAUGUGUGUAUAACUAAUAUUCUCGAUAUGUUCCGUUCGUUGUUAAACGAUUUUUAGAGAUAUUUAAUGGAUUAUCUACUAUUAUUAAAAUAUACCCUAUGGUAUUCUGUAUAAUUGUAAACAAAAACUCUAGUUACUUUUAUAUUGUAAUAGUUCAAUUGAAAGAGAAGUAUUUAUAUGUGUACGCUAAAACAUCUCUUUUGUCUCCUUUUGUUUUUUCUAUUUCUGCUAGCUUUAAGAACAAUAAUAAUAAUAAUAAUAAUAAUAAUACUAAAAAAAGAGAACAAUUUGUUUAAACUUGAACCAACCAAACUACGACUUGAUAGCGUCAUAAAUAUUGCACUUUUUCUUUUAUCGACAGAUUUUCUAUAAUAUUCAAUUCAAAUAUAAGUAAUAUCCGAUGUUAUCUCGGUGUCAUUUCUAAUUCCAUAUUUUGAAAAAAUAUAAACGCUAUAGAGAGGAUGAAAUUUUCAAAUCAAUUUUCAACUUUAUGUACACACAGGAGAAGUUAAAUAAAUGUUUAAAUUACACUA
Polistes canadensis is the source of this 4397-nucleotide messenger RNA. RefSeq lists its product as uncharacterized. The transcript has 4 exons. Lineage: Eukaryota; Metazoa; Arthropoda; Insecta; Hymenoptera; Vespidae. Bases 938 to 3727 code for a protein of 929 amino acids. The record is from RefSeq and is a predicted model, not a curated record.